Messenger RNA from Magnolia sinica, 3191 nucleotides. Its product is annotated as protein MEI2-like 2. The transcript has 14 exons. NCBI's taxonomy places the organism in Eukaryota, Viridiplantae, Streptophyta, Magnoliopsida, Magnoliales, Magnoliaceae. Bases 324 to 2960 code for a protein of 878 amino acids. Gene Ontology annotation, molecular function: RNA binding. The record is from RefSeq and is a predicted model, not a curated record.
UUUUUUCUACUCUCCGUUCCUCCUCUCCUCCAAUCAUCUUCUUCUUCUCUCUUUCCAAAAAUCAGCAGCAGCAGAGCAGACGACGGAGAGCGAGAGAGAGAGAGAGAGGAGAGAGGAGAAAAUCUAUCCCUACAUAGAUUUUCUGUAGAUUGCAAAAGAACCUUUGAAUCCUUCGAUGCACCCGAAAUGGAGUUCCUGCGACUGCUGAUUCUCCGAAUUUAGGGUUCCCAGAGUCCCUGUCUCAUGAAUUGCAGAAUCGCGGUUUCUUGCUGUAGUCAUCGGAAAAAGAUGCAGUUUUCUAACCAUUUUUAGAAGGUGAUGCAAUGGAGCAAUCUUCAGGCCAUUCACUACCAGGUCCUACCAAGAUCCCAUUAGCAAAGGUCAAUCAGAAUGUGGAAGCUGGUGCAUGGGGGAUACCAUCUGGAUCUGAUGCAUAUCAUGGGUCAAGUGACGCUAGUCUGUUUUCCAGCUCCUUACCUGUUCUUCCGCAUGAGAAGUUGAAUUUCACAGACUCAAAACAUGUUAAAUCUAUCGAUGAUGCCUCAUCUAAUUUAAAUAAACUACAUCAAGAUGUGGAGGGUAAGGAGGCUCUUGAAGAUGUUGAGUACCAUGCAAUUGGAAGCCUGCUUCCAGACGAUGAGGAUGAGCUUUUAGCUGGUAUAAUGGAUGAUUUUGACCUAAGUGGGUUGCCUAGUCAAUUGGAGGACUUGGAAGAGUAUGAUCUUUUUGGUAGUGGAGGGGGUAUGGAAUUGGAUUUUGAUCCUCAGGAGAGUCUUACAAUGAGUAUGGCAAGGGCAAGUAUUAAUGAUGGUUAUGUAGGAAAUGGAACUGGUCCAUAUGGUAUUUCAAAUGGCAUGGGAGCAGUUGCUGGAGAACAUCCUUAUGGAGAACAUCCGUCAAGAACAUUAUUUGUGCGGAAUAUCAAUAGUAAUGUUGAGGAUUCAGAACUGCAAACUCUUUUUGAGCAAUAUGGUGAUAUCAGGACUCUCUACACUGCUUGCAAACACAGGGGCUUUGUGAUGAUCUCUUACUAUGAUAUCCGGGCUGCUCGAACUGCAAUGCGUGCAUUACAAAACAAACCCCUUCGGCGGAGAAAACUUGAUAUUCAUUUUUCAAUUCCAAAGGACAAUCCAUCUGACAAGGAUAUCAACCAAGGAACUCUUGUAGUUUUUAACCUGGAUCCUUCAGUUUCAAAUGAUGAUCUUCGUCAAAUAUUUGGGGCUUAUGGGGAAGUCAAGGAGAUUAGGGAGACUCCACACAAGCGGCACCAUAAGUUUAUUGAAUUUUAUGAUGUCAGAGCAGCAGAAGCAGCUCUUCGGUCAUUGAAUAGGAGUGAUAUAGCUGGGAAGCGCAUAAAGUUGGAACCUAGCCGUCCGGGUGGAGCACGGAGAAACUUGAUGCAACAAUUGAGCCAGGAGCUGGAGCAAGAUGAAACCAGAAGUUAUCGACCACAAGUUGGUUCCCCAAUAGCCAAUUCUCCCCCAGGUAACUGGGCGCAAUUCAGCAGCCCAAGGGAAAAUGGCUCGUUUCAAACCCUUAGCCAGUCCCCAGGUUUAGGAACCAUUAGUCCUGUGACCACUAACCAUCUGCCUGGAUUAGCUUCUAUUCUGCCUCCUCUGAUGUCGAACUCUGUCAAAAUUGCACCAAUCGGAAAGGAUCAAGUCAGGGAUAGCCACAUGGACCAGAUCUUCUCUAACACCAAUUCAACACAUGGAGCUGCCUUUCAGCAUUCUCAUUCCUUCCUAGAGCAUGAUAAUGGAGUGAUGCAGAACAUGACCCCAAGUCCUGGAACUGCAUCUUCUUUUGUCCCUUCAACCUCAAAUACUUCCAGUGUUGGAACGUUAACUGGGCCCCAGUUUCUCUGGGGUAGUUCCAACCCUUAUUCCGAGCACACUCGUCCCUCUGCCUGGCCAACACCAUCUAUGGGGCAUUCAUUCACGUCCAAUGGGCAGGGACAAGGCUUUCCUUACACGAGUCGCCAUCCCUCGUUUAUUGGUUCAUCUCACCACCAUCCCCACCACCACCAUGUUGGAUCUGCUCCAUCUGGUGUUCCUUUAGAGAGGCACUUUGGUUUUUUCCCUGACUCUCCAGAAUCAUCCUUCAUCAGCCCGGUUACUUUUGGAGGCAUGGGCUUAAGCCGCAAUGAAGGGAAUUUCAUGAUGAAUAUGGGUGCCCGGGCUAGUCUGAAUCAUGGAGUCGCUCUUCCUGGAAACAUAUCUGAAAGUGGUUCGCCCAGCUUCAGAAUGGUGUCCUCACCAAGGCUGGGUGCUAUGUUUCUCGGCGGCGGGGGUCUGUUUCCAGGGCCUGUAACCCCUAGCAUUGAUGGAAUAAUUGAUCGUGGUCGCAGUCGUCGAGUUGAGAACAAUGGAAGCCCGAUAGACAGCAAGAAGCAAUACCAGCUUGAAUUAGAUAAAAUUGUUAGUGGAGAGGAUAUUCGGACGACUCUGAUGAUUAAAAACAUCCCAAAUAAGUACACAUCGAAGAUGCUGUUGGCUGCAAUUGAUGAACAUCACCGCGGUACUUACGAUUUUCUCUACUUGCCAAUUGAUUUUAAGAACAAGUGCAAUGUGGGUUAUGCAUUUAUAAACAUGAUAUCUCCUUCACAUAUCAUCCCAUUCUAUGAGGCAUUCAAUGGGAAGAAGUGGGAGAAGUUUAACAGUGAGAAAGUUGCUUCCUUGGCGUACGCCAGAAUCCAAGGCAAAGCGGCACUUGUGACUCACUUCCAGAAUUCCAGCCUGAUGAAUGAAGACAAGCGAUGCCGCCCUAUUCUCUUUCAUUCUGAGGGAUCAGAGGCGGGUGAUCAGAUCAUUCAGGAGCCAUUUCCAUCGAGCAGUCUGAAUAUCCGCAUGCAUCAGCAAGAUGGGAUGAACUUGGAGGAUUUGCCUGAAAGUCCAACAAAGGGUAAUUCAGAUGAGAAACCGGAGUUGGGUCGCAUUGCAAGCAGCUCAGUGGAUUAUUAGCAGUUCUUCACGGAAAGGGAUCACUGCGAAUGCUAACCAGUGGAAAGGUAUGCAAGUGUAUAAAAUGGUGAGAAGAAACAAAGGCAGAGGAAGCAGGUAUAGGUUUGUAUUAUACAGGUGAGGGCAUCCACUUUUGAAAUGAUGGAUGCAUGGAGGCAUUUCAGAAGAAACUGUGAAUGAAGCUGUUGAUAGGGGUAUCGCUUCCUUUUCUUUUCUUUUCUCUCUCCCUUU